CAAAAUACAAAUAUGUUCCAUACUCGACCUCAUUUACCCACCUAUCCUCAAAAUCGCGCUCAUAAUAAAGGAGGGAGUGAAACUAGAAAGGCAAUUGAUCAUUAUAGUUAUGCAAUCAACGAUGAAAUUGGCAGAGGCUUCAGCAGUCGCGUUUACAAAGGAAGAGAUGAAAACACCCUUGAGCCCGUAGCCGUUAAAGUUAUCGACAUGAAGAUGGUUAAAUAAUCAAUUCAUGCACAACUGCUAAAAAAUGAAAUAAAUGCUUUGAAGGCAUUCAAUAGUAAAAAUAUAAUGAAACUUUGCGAUGUCUUUUAAACAUAGAAUAAUACUUACAUCAUAACUGAGUUUUGUGAUUCGGGAGAUCUCAACAACUAUAUCAAGAAGAAGGGCAGAAUUGAUGAAAGCGAAGCAAUCCGAAUCCUGCAAUCAGUCGUGAGUGCUGUCAAUGAAAUGAAUCAGAAGGGCUACAUUCAUAGAGACAUCAAGCCAGCAAACAUUCUUAUUGAUAAGAAUCUUCCAAAAUUAGCUGACUUUGGUUUUGCUGUGCCUGCUCAUGAAGCUCGAUUGUAAGGGAAGAAUUUCAAUGUAGGAACUCCCCUUUACAUGUCUCCACAAGCAUUGAGACAACAAGGCCACACUGAAAAAGGAGAUGUUUGGGCUAUCGGAGUUGUGUUCUUUGAAAUGUUGUAUGGUAGAACACCGUACAAUGCCUCCUCAGAAGCUGCCUUGAUAUCCAAUAUCAUGCAUCAGUCUUUGGUGAUUCCUUCUUCUCCCCCUGUGUCAGAUAGGGCCAAGGACUUCAUCAGAAAAUGUCUCUCCGUAGACGAGAACAAACGAUUAAGAGUCAAAGAGAUGGCUCAUCACGAAAUAAUCGAAUAGAGAGCCUUAACGCCUGUUGAAAGGGCUCCACCUAGGAAACCCUUUGAAGAGAUUACGAAUCUGAACAUCCCAACAGAGCCCUCAUAAAUUUAAAAGUUUAAGCGCUCUCAAAGUCAAGGAGUCAAAGAGGUUCCAAUCAAGGAAUACAAGACUCAAUUAAUUGAAGAGAAGAAGAAGCAACACGAAGCCAAACAGAAGAAAUUAUAAGAGCAGAUUUAGAGGUCAUCUAGUUAAUAGCAGGCACUUCAACCACAAAAAAUUACUAAGACUAGUGCUUUUGAAGAAUAAGCACUUCCAGUUUAGAAAUAAAAAUCUAUUAGUUUGGAAUUCAAAUCUAAUAAUGAAGUUCUAUUUAGUUAAAUCAAUUUUUGUAGAUUCUUAUACAAAUUCUCAUAAAAUCUCGCAAGUUGCAAAGGAAUUUCAACGGAAAUCAGAGACAAACUGUUAUUUUUGAUGGGUAAGAAUAUAGCCUUAAAAAUAAACAAAUUGGCAACAAUUUUGGAUAAGGAAAACAAAUAGGUUAACAUCUUUUAGUUAGAUGAUUAUGAAGGAUACAAGAAGAGCGAAUCUCAUGGCAAAUUUAGUUAAGCAAUCUCUGAAUAUAAUGACAAAUACAUGAGACAUUUCGAAAAGGUGUUGAAACUUGCAUCUAAGAAUGAAUUCUAAAAAGAUUAAUUGAUUGGAUGCCUUUGUAAUAAUGACAUUACAGAGAAUGAAUCUUUCUAUAAGAUUGCAUUACAAUACUUAAAAUAAAGUAUUACUGAAAUUAAACAAAAUUUUAAGUCUGUCUCAGGUCAAAAAGAGUAAUUAUUGCCUGAAGAAGUAAACAAUUCACCUUAAUCUUAGUUGUAAAUGCCUUCAUUCAUUCUUUUCGGUCUGCAUGGAUAUUCAUAAUUGAUUUCGAAAACGAUGGAAAAUUGGUCAGAUUAUAAAUUGUUUUAAAAAGCAUCAUCCCCUGAAUUACUGAUAGAAAGGAAACCAGGAUAAAUGAAUUAUGGAUAAUUGGAACAACUACUUUGA
This is a messenger RNA of Paramecium tetraurelia, 1899 nucleotides long. RefSeq lists its product as uncharacterized. Gene Ontology annotation, molecular function: protein serine/threonine kinase activity; ATP binding. The transcript has 6 exons. Gene Ontology annotation, biological process: autophagy; protein autophosphorylation; autophagosome organization. NCBI's taxonomy places the organism in Eukaryota, Ciliophora, Oligohymenophorea, Peniculida, Parameciidae. The record is from RefSeq and is a predicted model, not a curated record. Gene Ontology annotation, cellular component: cytoplasm; autophagosome.